UUUGUUGUUGUUGUUGUUGAUGUCUUGUGUUUUUUCAGCAGAACUGUUUUUUGCCAAGCCAAUGAGGUCCAAACUCUACGUGACUAUGUUGGACCCAUUUCAGCACCGCGAUGGCUAAUUAUUCACUACGGCAAUUUUAGUUCCUGCUCUGGUCAGUGAUAUUUUGUGGGUGGCCUGCAUCCUUGCUGCGCUCGGUUUGUAAUUGCUUUUUCAGGAUUUUAACACCUACUGUCACUGGCAGGCCCAAACAGUACGGUAAUGAUCGGUCGGUCUUAUGUUACACAUUUAUAUAUAUAUAUAUUACGGCAGGACUCCAAGACGAUAGCAUGGUGGUGAGCGUGGUUUUAUUCCAAAUCAGGGUCAUACACAGUGUAGCAGUCAGACAAGGCAGAGGCACAAAAACUAGGCAGGCUCUGAUGACAACGAGGGAAAACUUGGAAACAUGAACUCAGACGUGACUAGACUAUGGCGGCACAGACUCGCUGUGACAAGGAGAGCUCAACACUUGACUUGCAACUUUCGCACAGUAGCGGUGAAUCCAGGAUGCGGUGAAGCAUACUCAACAAACUGCCAAAUGCCAGUGACAAAACUGCAACUUAAAUACUUGGUCGAAUUACAGUGCCGAAUGCAAAACAUCUGUGACGGGUGUCAGAGGAGGCACCACCCAGAGCAGUGGCUCGGCCACGCCCCUCUUGGCAGGCCAGGCCUUGCUCAUGACAAUUUUGAGCAUAUGUGAAGCAGCAAAUUGGUGGUGCGCAUUGUACAUUGGUAGAAGGGUAUUCCUGAUUUAUUUAUUUUUUUAGGUCAACUUUGGGGGCGCGCAUUAUACUUCAGGACGCAUUAUACUCGAGAAAUUACGCGGCUGUUUGAGGAACAUGGCAGUGCAUGUGGCUGGACUUGUGGCCGUUGGGGUUUUUUACUUGGUCAUUCUGCUCACUGGAAUCUUCGCCUCUCGGAAGUCCAAGCAAGUGGAGAAGCAAUGUUCUGGAAAAAAAAGCGAAGUCACCAUCGUCGGAGGCCGCAAUAUCAAUGUAGUGAUUGGUGUGUUUACCAUGACAGCGACAUGGGUUGGUGGAGGUUAUAUUGUGGGGACUGCUGAGGUCGUUUACUCUCCAGCUCAAGGUCUCGUCUGGGCUAUUGGCCCUCUUGCAUAUUUUUUGAAUUUUUUUCUUGCAGGACUGUUUUUAGCCAAGCCAAUGAGGUCCAAACGCUACGUGACUAUGUUGGACCCAUUUCAGCACCGCUAUGGCCAAUUAUUCACGACAGCAAUUUUACUUCCUGCUCUGGUCUGUGAUAUUUUGUGGGUGGCCUGCAUCCUUGCUGCGCUAGGGGGAAUGAUGAGCAUUAUCCUUGAUGUAUCAUCGACGAUCUCCAUCAUAAUCUCUGCAGCUGUCUCUAUCAUCUAUACUUUAUUUGGUGGCCUCUACGCGGUCGCAUACACCGAUAUCAUCCAACUGUCCUUCAUAUUUGUUUGUCUGUGGCUUUGUAUUCCAUUUAUGUUUCUCAGUCCCGCGGUGACUGACGCCCCACAAACAGCUCAUUUCAACCAGUCAAGCUUCCCCUCGUGGAUAGGAGAGGUGAAGCUGGAGGAUGCGGGAAAGUGGACGGACGACUUUUUGGUGAUGGUCAACUUUGGGGGCGCGCAUUAUACUUCAGGACGCAUUAUACUCGAGAAAUUACGCGGCUGUUUGAGGAACAUGGCAGUGCAUGUGGCUGGACUUGUGGCCGUUGGGGUUUUUUACUUGGUCAUUCUGCUCACUGGAAUCUUCGCCUCUCGGAAGUCCAAGCAAGUGGAGAAGCAAUGUUCUGGAAAAAAAAGCGAAGUCACCAUCGUCGGAGGCCGCAAUAUCAAUGUAGUGAUUGGUGUGUUUACCAUGACAGCGACAUGGGUUGGUGGAGGUUAUAUUGUGGGGACUGCUGAGGUCGUUUACUCUCCAGCUCAAGGUCUCGUCUGGGCUAUUGGCCCUCUUGCAUAUUUUUUGAAUUUUUUCCUUGCAGGACUCUUUUUUGCCAAACCAAUGAGGUCCAAACGCUACGUGACAAUGUUGGACCCGUUUCAGCAACGCUACGGCCAAUUAUUCACAACAGCAAUUUUAGUUCCUGCUCUGAUCAGUGAUAUUUUGUGUGCGGCCUGCAUCCUUGCUGCGCUAGGGGGAAUGAUGAGCAUUAUCCUUGAUGUAUCAUCGACGAUCUCCAUCAUAAUCUCUGCAGCUGUCUCUAUCAUCUAUACUUUAUUUGGUGGCCUCUACGCGGUCGCAUACACCGAUAUCAUCCAACUGUCGUUCAUAGUUAUUUGUCUGUGGGUUUGCGUUCCAUUUAUGUUUCUCAGUCCCGCGGUGACUGACGCCCCACAAACAGCUCAUUUCAACCAGUCAAGCUUCCCCUCGUGGAUAGGAGAGGUGAAGCUGGAGGAUGCGGGAAAGUGGACGGACGACUUUUUGGUGUUGUCUGUUGGAGGACUGGCGUUUCAAGCUCUAUUCCAGAGGAUUCUUGCAGCGUCCUCUUCGACUCGGGCUCAGGUCACCUGUUUUGCUGCUGGUGGAUUGACUUUUUUUUUGGGAAUCCCUUCAAUGAUAAUUGGAGCUUUGGCUACUUCUGCAGACUGGAACCAGACAGACUAUGGUCUACCCCCACCUUAUGAGCGCGGGGAGGCAGGGAGUCUCCCACUGGCUUUGUCCUACAUCACACCCUCCUGGAUGUCAGUGUUGGGUAUUGGUGCUGUCGCAGCAGCAGUCAUGUCCUCCAUGGACUCUGUCAUGCUGUCGUCAGCAUCCAUGUUCACACAAAACAUAUACAAGACAAUGUUGAGAAAGCAGGCAUCAGAGAGGGAGCUGCAGUGGGUGAUCAGGAUUAGUGUGCUUCUGGUGGGCCUGGCUGGAACCGGUCUGGCCUUUAACAAGACCAGCAUCGUUGAGCUCUGGCUGCUCACGACCGACUUACUUUAUUGCCUUGUCGCCCCGCAGCUGGUCUGUGUGGUGCACCUCCGCUCCACCAAUUGCUACGGUGCCAUCAGCGGCUACGUGAUUGCUCUGCUGCUGCGUGCGCUGAGCGGCGAACCAGCACUCGGCCUUCCCUCUGUGCUCCUCUACCCGGGAUGGAGGCAGGAGGAUGGCGUCAUCAGACAGUACUUUCCCUUUAAGACUCUGAUUGUGCUCAUUUCUUUUGCAGCUAUCAAUCUCGUGUCGUGGCUGUUCCAGCUCGCUUUCACUCGCCAUCUCAUUCCUCAGUCCUGGGAUGUGAUGAAUUCAUUCAAAAAGAAGAUAGAGGCAGAAGUAGAGGAAGAGAGACCAAUUUCCAAUGAGAACAAGGACUUUGUCUUAAGUACAGCUUUAUAGGCUCAUCGUAUCUGCCAAACCUGAUUUUAGGCAUAAUUAUGGGCGCAUUCCUCCAUACGUUUUCUCAAAAUGGUCCAUGGGCCUUAGGUUGG
Syngnathoides biaculeatus (alligator pipefish) is the source of this 3427-nucleotide messenger RNA. RefSeq names its product high affinity choline transporter 1-like. NCBI's taxonomy places the organism in Eukaryota, Metazoa, Chordata, Actinopteri, Syngnathiformes, Syngnathidae. Gene Ontology annotation, biological process: choline transport; acetylcholine biosynthetic process; transmembrane transport. Gene Ontology annotation, molecular function: choline:sodium symporter activity. Gene Ontology annotation, cellular component: plasma membrane. The record is from RefSeq and is a predicted model, not a curated record.